Messenger RNA from Coregonus clupeaformis (lake whitefish), 1798 nucleotides. RefSeq names its product obg-like ATPase 1. Gene Ontology annotation, cellular component: cytoplasm. The coding region runs from base 163 to 1359 and encodes 398 amino acids. The record is from RefSeq and is a predicted model, not a curated record. Gene Ontology annotation, molecular function: ATP binding; GTP binding; ATP hydrolysis activity. The transcript is spliced from 11 exons. Lineage: Eukaryota; Metazoa; Chordata; Actinopteri; Salmoniformes; Salmonidae.
AUUUUGAGAGCAAGGCGUAAGCGAGCCAGUGUUAACGUGGUCGACAGCAACGUGGUGUUAGCUAGACACCUAUUAGCUUCUUGUCUCUAAAACUUACAUUUAUGUUUUUUCAUUGUACAUUAAGAGCAGUUUUAGUAGCCAGCGCAAACUGAAGAAAAGGACAUGGCUCCCAAGAAGAAGGGAGACGAUGGACAGCAGCCACCACCACUGAUUGGACGGUUUGGGACCUCUUUGAAAAUAGGAAUCGUUGGAUUGCCCAAUGUAGGGAAGUCAACCUUUUUCAACGUACUGACAAAGAGUCAAGCUGCAGCUGAAAAUUUCCCCUUCUGCACCAUUGACCCAAAUGAAAGCAGAGUGCCCAUUCCAGAUGAACGCUAUGAUUUCCUGUGCCAAUUCCACAAGCCUGUCAGCAAGGUGCCGGCCUUCCUGAAUGUGGUAGACAUAGCAGGACUGGUGAAGGGAGCUCACGCUGGCCAGGGCCUGGGCAACGCCUUCCUUUCCCACAUCAGUGCCUGCGAUGGCAUCUUCCACAUGACACGUGCGUUUGAGGAUGAGGACAUUGUCCACGUGGAGGGGAACGUGGACCCAGUGAGGGACAUUGAGAUCAUCCAUGAGGAGCUGAGACUGAAGGAUGAGGAGAUGAUCGGGCCCAUUAUGGAGAAGCUGGAAAAGGUGGCCGUGAGGGGAAGCGACAAGAAACUCAAACCUGAAUAUGACGUAAUGCUCAAAAUCAAGAACUGGGUAGCGGAUGAAAAGAAACAUGUCCGCUACUGUCGCGAUUGGACUGAGAAAGAGAUCGAAGUGUUGAACAAAUACUUGUUUUUGACAUCCAAGCCAAUGAUUUACCUCAUUAACCUCUCAGAGAAAGACUACAUCAGAAGAAAGAACAAAUGGUUGGUGAAAAUCAAGGAGUGGGUGGACAGUCACGACCCCGGGGCGCUGGUCAUCCCCUUCAGCGGAGGAGUGGAGAGUCUCCUGCAGGACAUGAGUGAAGAGGAGAUUCAGAAGUACUGCACCGAGCACAAGACUCAGAGCGUUCUGAGAAGGAUCAUCAAGGCUGGCUAUGGAGCCCUACAGUUGGAGUACUUCUUCACAGCUGGACCAGACGAGGUCCGUGCGUGGACCAUCCGGAAAGGAACCAAGGCUCCACAGGCAGCCGGCAAGAUCCACACGGACUUUGAGAAGGGCUUCAUUAUGGCUGAAGUAAUGAAAUUCGAGGAUUUUAAAGAGGGAGGCAGUGAGAACGCUGUCAAGGCAGCAGGGAAAUACAGACAACAGGGGAAAACCUACGUUGUGGAGGACGGAGAAAUCAUAUUUUUCAAAUUCAACACGCCAAACCAGCCCAAGACUAAGAAGUGACUCAGUCGCAGUCUGUCGGCUACCAGAAUGGACCGUGCUGUUAGAGAAAUCAUCUUCUUUGUUUUAGACAGAAUGAAGCUGCCGAUUGAUUGCUACCUGCCAGGUCGGUUCAGUCCUACCUACUGGCCACACUGCCACAUUAUCCCUGUUUGUUUUCUGUCCAGGAGAAUUCCAUACAAUCCCCCUAGCCAAAGCACAGGUCCACUAAACACUGACAGCUUUGCUAUUUAAGAUCAGGAUGGGCCCCCUCUCCAAAUGGUAGGAGCAUUUGAAGAAGAGUAUUACUCUCUUGAUACUUCAUUAAUCUCCAUCACUGGUGCCAGGCCUGACACAGCUGACAGCAGGGACAAUGCAACCUGCUCCUCUCCUCCUUCCAGAGAUAAUGCAUGUUUUACAGUAGCCCAGAUGUCUACACUCAAUAAAACAUUUGACAAAACCA